AUCACAUUAACCUGCUAAAACGAUAUGAGCAGAGAACAACAGCUGUUAUAACCUACUAAGAAAAAACGUAAACAAAUUUGAGUAAAAUUGUAUGAAAGUUUUAUAUAAUGGAGGAACAAGAUAUACCUAUUGACAUUAAUUGUGGGAAAUUAUUAGAAUGGUUAAUUAAUAGACGACAUUGUACUAAGGAUUGGCAUACAAAAGUUUUAACUAUCAGAGAGAAAAUUCAUAAUGCAAUACAAGAUAUGCCUGCUCAUGAGGGCAUAGCAAAAUUAUUAUGUGGAUCAUAUAUCAAUUAUUUUCAUUGCUUAAAAAUAGUAGAAAUUUUAAAAGAAACUGAAGCUGAUACAAAGAAUGUAUUUGGCAGAUAUGGUUCACAAAGAAUGAAAGAUUGGCAAGAAAUAUUACAUUUAUAUGAAAAAGAUAACAUAUAUCUUGCAGAAGUGGCUCAAAUGCUUAUAAGAAAUGUUAACUACGAAAUACCAAGUACUAAAAAACAAAUUCAAAAAUUAGAACAGAUACAAGUUGACUUAGAAAAGAAAGAAACAGACUAUAAAAAAUCAGAAAAUAUAGCUAGAUCAGAAUUUAAUUUAUUGUGUAAGCAAUUAGACAUUCCUGGAAAUAAAAUUAAACAAGAAUUGACUGAGAAAAUAAAAGAUUUACCAGAAAUUUAUGAAAAGAUUGCUAAAAAGACAAAAUCAUUAGAGAAAGCUGUAGAAUUUUAUUGUGAUUUUGUCAAUUAUACUCUUGGCAGGCAACAUGAUGGUGGUUGCGUCCCUAUGAUAAAAUACAUAAUUGAUAAAGGAAACACUACCACAUAUGAAUGGAUUUAUGAAGAAGCCCCAUUAUCAAUUACUGAGCCACCUUUAAAUAUAAGCUUUGACAAUGAUUUAGAGAAAAAGAAAAUUGAAGAUACGGAGAACACUGAAAUUGAUUUUGGAGAAAUUGAUAUAAAUGAUGGUAUAAAUUUCGGUGAUAUCAAUUUAGAAGCUGGUGGUGAAAUUGAUUGGGGUAAUGAAAAUAUAGAAGAAGCUGCUGCUGGAGAUAUUGACUAUAAUAUUUCAAAAGAAGAAUCUGGUAUAGUUGUAGAAGCAGCUGGUCAUGAAGGUGGAACUGCUACUGGUACUGAAGCAUAUACAGUUCUUGACAAUCCAUCUACUAGAAAUGAUUAUAUUAAUCAAUUAUUCGAGCUGGAAGCAUUCCUUAAAUUACGUUUAUUUGAAUUUAAAGGAGAUGAUAAAGUAAAUUUCUUAAGCUUCAGUCAGUUACAAGAUUCAUCUUCUACUAUACAACAUUCUACACUGGAAAAUACUCAAAAUAUGUUAGAUAACGUCCAAGUUAUUUUAUCUGAAAUUUUAGAUACUAAAGUUCAACAUUUGCAUAACAUCAAACACUCUGUGAGAUAUGUAGAUGUUUUAACUUCAUCAUUAAAACAAAAAUUAAGUUUAGUUGAAAAAAUGAUAGCUUUCCAAAAGACUAUGAAAGCAAAGCGAGAAAAUUCUGUAGAAGAAGUUAAUACUGUUCGACCACUUCUUCAACUUCUUAUACAAAGAACAAAGGAACUACAAGUAGAGAUUGAGAAAGAUAUUUCAAAAAAAUAUAAAAAUAGAAUUGUACAUUUAACUGGAGGUAUAAAUAUAUUAUAA
Eufriesea mexicana is the source of this 1646-nucleotide messenger RNA. Its product is annotated as CDK5 regulatory subunit-associated protein 3. NCBI's taxonomy places the organism in Eukaryota, Metazoa, Arthropoda, Insecta, Hymenoptera, Apidae. Gene Ontology annotation, biological process: regulation of mitotic cell cycle. The record is from RefSeq and is a predicted model, not a curated record. The coding region runs from base 108 to 1646 and encodes 512 amino acids. Gene Ontology annotation, cellular component: endomembrane system. The transcript is spliced from 9 exons.